AAAAGUCAAUCUACUGAAGCAAAAACACAAACACUAUGAGUGCUUAAAUGAGUGCACAAAAUCUAGAAUGGCAUGGCCUUCAAAUUCACCGCCGCCGCCGCGUGCCGCCGGAUUUUCAACUUCACCGUGAUCCCACUCAUUCUCCUCACCACCGUCCUCUUCUUUCUCCUCCUCCCUCGCACUACAAUUCCUAACCACCCCUCAAAACCCCAACUAUUUCCCCACAGAUCCUUGCUCACACCGACCCCCAAAUGCUCGCCCUCCAACACUACAGCGGCCGACGGCCUAUUCAACUACUCAUCUCUCAAUUCCUGCUUCUUCGGUGGGAAUCCAUUCCUCUCUGUCCCUUUCCUCCUCCUCAUUCUGCUCCUGCAGUUCUACAUCUUAGUGAAAACCGCCCAAGAUCGCUUCUCCGUGGUGGUGACCAAGCUCGCCGCCCACCUCAAGCUCUCUCCGUCGAUGGGCGCCGUGACACUGCUAGCUCUCGGCAAUGGCGCUCCCGAUGUGUUUGCGUCGGUGGCCGCUGUUAGAGGGGGGCAGCCUAGAACCGGGUUCGGUGCGAUCCUCUCUGCUGGGACAUUCGUCUCCGCUUUUGUCGUCGGCUUCGUUGCGCUCUAUGCGGCGCCGUUUGCAGUCGAUCCAGCACCUUUUAUUAGGGAUGUGAUGUUCUAUUUGACUGCCUCGUUUUUUCUCUUCUAUGUUUACUUGAGCGCUGAGAUCUUCUUGUGGCAGGCUGUUGGUUUUGUUGCUUUUUAUAUAUUUUUUGUUGGGAUUGUGUUUUCUAUGGAUUCGGGGUAUGGUCUUGCCGGAGAGAAGAGUAGGAGCUCACGGGAUGCUGGUGGAGAGUUGGGGUUGGUUGAGCAUCGUGAAAAUCAGGUGGUGGAUUGUGAAGUCGGGGAGUUGAUAGCUCCAUAUGAGGUCGAGAGGAGGACGAGUUUCGGGUUUUGGGAAGCCUAUGACAAGAUAUCAAGAAUAUGGGAAGUUCCAGUCUCAGUACUUCUAAAACUAACUGUUCCGGAAACUUCACCAUCCAAAUGGAGCCGAUUUUACCAAUCAGCCAACAUUGCUCUUUGUCCACUGGCCCUCCUAUACUCCUGCAAAUCAUUUAUGUCCUUAGACCAUCCCAUAAAAUUUCUUCUUUCAAACACCCAAUUUCCACUUUGGUUAGUGGUAUUCUGUGGAAGCAGCUCUUUAGCCAUCCUUCAUUACGUAGUAGAAAAAGAGCCACCCAAAAACGAGCGGAUCUCUUCCGUGGUUGUUGCAUUUGUCAUGAGCGUGUUUUGGAUAUCCACGGUGGCUGGUGAGUUACUGAACUGCCUUGCAGCACUUGGCAUGCUUCUGCAGUUGCCCUCUGCACUUCUGGGAUUGACUGUUCUGGCAUGGGGAAAUUCGAUUGGGGAUCUUGUUGCUGACGUGGCUGUUGCUAAAGCUGGGCAGCCAGCAAUGGCUAUGGCGGGGUGCUUUGCGGGGCCAAUGUUCAACAUGCUUUUUGGGCUGGGAACAGGUUUAGUGAUACAGACUGCAAAUAUUUCCCCAAAAGCGUAUAAGCUUCAUUUUCACACGAGUAUAGUGAUUGCAUUUGUGUUCUUGAUACUGAGCUUGAUGGGAUCUUUGUUGGUGGUAACGUGGAACCGAUUUCGAGUUCCUAGAUUCUGGGGAUUCUGCCUUGUUGGCCUUUACCUUAUUUUCAUGAUGGUAAGCCUACUCAUUGCAGCCUUCUCUUUCUAAAAUUUUGGGAAAAGAAUCAAUGGUUGCUUCAUGUAUAUGCUCGAGAUAAACAUGAAAAUGCCAGGAGUUGUAUUUUAGCUUA
Molecule: messenger RNA, 1810 nt
Organism: Salvia hispanica
Lineage: Eukaryota; Viridiplantae; Streptophyta; Magnoliopsida; Lamiales; Lamiaceae
Gene: CAX11
Product: cation exchanger 11
Biological process (GO): monoatomic cation transport; transmembrane transport
Cellular component (GO): membrane
Molecular function (GO): monoatomic cation transmembrane transporter activity
Source: RefSeq, a predicted model, not a curated record